This is a messenger RNA of Chenopodium quinoa (quinoa), 890 nucleotides long. RefSeq names its product DNA topoisomerase 1. The record is from RefSeq and is a predicted model, not a curated record. Bases 259 to 726 code for a protein of 155 amino acids. The transcript is spliced from 5 exons. Lineage: Eukaryota; Viridiplantae; Streptophyta; Magnoliopsida; Caryophyllales; Amaranthaceae.
CGGAUCUGACCCGUUAAAAAUGCUCUGUCAACAAGGGAAAAAAUAAACGGAUGAGCUGAUGAGCCCAUAGCCUUGCCUAGCUAGUGCCUCUUGCUCCCCUCUCUCUCUCAGUUCUCCAUUGAAGCGCACUUAACAUCGCACUCACGUUCUCCAUCGAAUACUUGUAUCCUCCAUUGAAGCAGCUUCCGAGUGCAGUAAUUUAAUUCGGAUUGGUGGACAAAAUCGUUAAUCGAACUAACUAAUUGACAGGCCGCAAUAAUGGGGAGUGAUCGAAAAUCCAAGGAUAAAACUAGAAAAAGAAGUGCAGAUUCUCGUUCCGAAGAUGAAGGUCAUGGCAAACGGCACAAAAAAUCAGAUGAUUAUGACAAAGGUAGCAAGAAAAGAGACAAAUCCCGUCAUAGCAAUUCUGACAGGCAUUCUAAACGUCAUUCUGGAAAAGAAAAGAAGUCAGACAAAAAGCACAAAACUGAAGGUUCUAAAUCCAGCCAGCAUCCAAUAUCUGAUUUCAAAGAAAUUACAAAUGAUGACUACUACUCCAAGAACAACGAAUUUGCUACAUGGCUGAAGGAGGAGAAAUGGAAGUUCUUUUCAGAUCUUUCCUCUGAACAAACACGAGAAUUGUUCUCCGAAUUUGUAGAGGUCUGGAACUCUAAACAACUGGAAUCUAAGUACUACAGCGGCAUAAACACAGCACCUCGGUCAUCACACAAGUGGAAAAUAAAGUAGUAAAGAGUAUCCUAUUACUCACCAUGUAGAUUCUCGCAGUUCGUUUUCGGCUCAUUCCUAGACCAGGUUUUGGUAUCAUAUGUUUUGGAGAUGUCUGAAUAGGUGAUGUGCUAUGUUAUUGGAUGCAAAUUAAUGCUUAGUUAAAUAGAUUACCCGUUGGAAAA